Molecule: messenger RNA, 1524 nt
Organism: Aspergillus nomiae NRRL 13137
Lineage: Eukaryota; Fungi; Ascomycota; Eurotiomycetes; Eurotiales; Aspergillaceae
Product: putative FAD-dependent oxygenase
Exons: 4
Coding region: 1-1524 (507 amino acids)
Molecular function (GO): FAD binding; oxidoreductase activity
Source: RefSeq, a predicted model, not a curated record
AUGCUUCGACUUAAAAUGGAAGUGGUCGCGGCUUUGGCUGCGUGGUCGAUUGCCUCGGUUUGUGAGACCGUGCCUGUGUCUAGCCAUUGGACUCGAGGCCUCUGUCCACGAUCGAAUGACGUGAAUGAUCUAGGGAUCAAGCUUUCGCCUACCGCCAAAGUCUAUUACCCAGGCUCGGAAGAGUUCGACGUGGCAUCAACCCGGUGGUCAGUCUUAGAUGCCCCCAAAGUAAACAUCGUUGUCGUGCCGGGUACGGAAAACGAUGUGGUCGAGACGGUGAAAUAUGCGAAUGAAAAGGGCCUGCCCUUCCUUGCGUACAAUGGUGCCCAUGGUGCAAUUACGACCCUGGGUAAGAUGGACCAUGGUAUUGAAAUCUUUCUGGAGCAGCUGAAUACCAUCGACAUUGCGGAGGAUGGGAAGACGGUGAAGAUUGGUGGCGGAACUGGAUCGAAGGCAGUGACCGAUACGCUCUGGGCGGCAGGAAAGCAAACAGUGAGCGGUACUUGCGAAUGUGUCAGCUUUCUGGGACCUGCACUCGGUGGAGGCCAUGGCUGGCUGCAGGGGCACCACGGUCUCGUUGCGGACCAGUUCGUUUCUAUGAAUAUCGUCCUGGCAGACGGGAGCUUGAAAGUCCUGGAUAACCAGUCAGAUCUCUGGUGGGCGAUGAAUGGUGCUGGCCAUAACUUCGGUAUCGUAACCUCCGUUACUACCAAGCUCUAUGAUGUCGUUCAUUCCGACUGGGCGAUCGAGACUCUCAUAUUUAGUGGAGACAAAGUGGAGGCCGUAUAUCAAGCCGCUAAUGACUACCUCCUGAAGAAUGGCACCCAGCCCGAGGGUGUUAUCAAUUGGUCAUACUGGCUGAAUAUCCCGGACGCUGAUCCUGAAAAUCCGGUGAUUCUAUUCUACAUUAUUCAAGAGGGUGUGACAGCAGUCGACUCAGUUUACACAAAGCCGUUCCACGACAUUGGUCCACUCUCUGAAGAGUCAAAGGGAGGGAGCUACACCGAUCUUGCGGGGUGGACUGGCAUCUCCCUGUCAGCUCCGCCUUGCCAGAAGGCUGGCCUUGUCAACCCACGGUUCCCCAACUAUCUUGAAGAAUACAACGUCCCCGCCCAAAAAGAGGCAUAUAAGCUCUUCGCAAAUGGCGCCCGCGGAAGCUCGCCAUUUAACAACUCAAUAUUCAUGUUCGAAGGGUAUUCCACGCAGGGAGUAAAAGCAAUCGACAGCAAGUCCAGUGCUUUCGCCUUUCGAGGCGAGAAUAUUCUCUCCGCUCCACUCAUCACGUAUGCACCCGCCGGUCCAGAGCUUGAUACAAAGGCAUCUCAGUUAGGCAAUGAGCUUCGACAGAUCCUCCACAAGGCCAGUGGGCAGCCAGACGUGCAGGCGUAUGUCAACUAUGCUUACGGCGACGAAACACCGCAACAAUGGUAUGGAAGUGAGAAGUGGCGCCAGGACCGCCUGCAGGCCUUGAAGCAGAAGUACGAUCCAACGGGCAAGUUUAGCUUCUUCGCACCAAUCGCAUAA